UUUACUCAGUCACUCGCUCAUUUGGCAUUCUUUCUAUCUGUUCUUCUUGCAUGCGCCUGCAAGAUGCGCAUCUUCUCGUUUCUUACUCUACCUUUGGUAGCUCUUGCUAUCCCUCCCCCCACCGCCUCCUUAAGAAGCGCUGUCGAAAAACGCGAAGACUUCUUCCCCUACCUGGUUGAAGAUGUCUGCCAUCAGCCGGACAGCCGGUUCGACCAAGUCCAGCGCUAUGACAAGAUGCUUAAAGCCGUGCAAAAGGCUCGCGAAAUGGCAAAGCUUGCGUUGAAGGAAUGGUGGGAUGAGGGCAAGCAUGGCGAAGCUGCAGCUACAUACCUGGCUAUUCCAAAUAAUGGAACAUACAAAGAUAACGAGUAUGCGCAGAGGGUGCAUGCAAAUUUGCAAAAUGUGGCGUUGUUGGAUGAGAGGAUUCCAUUCUUGAGUAGGAAGAUUGAUGUCCAUUGCACCGAUAUCAGCGACAAAUGUAAUAGGGAAGUCGAGGGGCCGAACAGGCCGAUCGGCGGGUAUGCCGAGAAUACCAACCACUUUGUAGGAGGUUGGCAUUAUGACGUUGUUCUGUGCAUGCCAUUUUUCAUGGCGGACACGCCUGACCAUUUGGCGGAGUAUUGGCCCACACAAUCGGACUUCAGGGAAUCGGUCGCAAUGAGCUUUCUUGAGAACGAUGCUGGGAAGAUGCUCCAUGAGAUGAUGCACAUCGAUCUCAUCUCAGCGGACAGACCGCAUAUUAUUGAUCAAUUUUACAAUGGCGCGCGCGUCUACACGGCUCCCAUAGUUGCGGACUGGGUUUUGAAUUACAAGGCGAAGACUGCCGAUGUAGUUCAAAAUGCCGACAGCUAUACCCAGUUCGUCAACGCCGUCUUUUUCACGUCAAAGUUCGGAUUCCUCCCCCCUCCGCAGCGCGAGGUGCCUUUGACUGGGAAAUUGGAAUGUGGAGGUGCAAACAAUGAAUACGUCGACAAGACCCAGGACAAAUAUAUUGAGGACUUCUGCACCAACGUCGCUGCUGAGUAUCAGCCAGGUUCUAUCGGCGAAAUUGCCCGCCAGUACGACGAAGGGCUACCAGAGCACGUCCGGUUCAGGUUUUAUCGACGACCCGGCGGCAAGCUACUCCCGAAUGAGAUUAAAAAGCAAUGUACCGACACCAUGCCCAAAAUCUUCCAUGAGUGUGACACAUCAACGAAUUGGAAGCAUGGCGGCGCGUACACCUUUUCUAAAGGUCAGGACGAUAUUUACACUUAUUACGUUGAGCCGAGGCAUGAACGUCCAGACCCUAUCCCCACAAAAUUACCCGGCAAGUGCGAUGUGUGGUACAAAUUCUGGUAUGAUGAGUUUUACAUCUACGGAGGGCUCUGGGCGGGGAAUGACUGGGGCCAGGGGCAAUUGCUGCCCAAUUUGCGGAGGUGUGGCAUAGUGAGUGAGUGGAGGUUCACUUACAAGGAGGAACCGGACAAGGAUGGCGUUGAGUGGGAAGCCUACGGUCGACUGCCAAUUGGUGCACAGCAAUGGAAUUGUGUCAGACAGGCAGUAGUGGAUUCGGGCGGCCCAUCGGAUAUUGGCUGCGGAGGCAGCUAGAGGAGCUGACGAGUUUGAACUUGGAUAUGGAGAUACUAUUUUGAGACGUUGAAGGUGCUGAAUUCGUACCUAAGUUAGACUUCUUCAGCCUUACACUAUAUAAAACCUUUUAAUGCCUCUGGAA
Molecule: messenger RNA, 1711 nt
Organism: Lindgomyces ingoldianus
Lineage: Eukaryota; Fungi; Ascomycota; Dothideomycetes; Pleosporales; Lindgomycetaceae
Exons: 6
Coding region: 64-1587 (507 amino acids)
Molecular function (GO): metallopeptidase activity
Source: RefSeq, a predicted model, not a curated record